Messenger RNA from Manis pentadactyla (Chinese pangolin), 4749 nucleotides. It is a transcript of the gene LRRC4C, whose product is annotated as leucine rich repeat containing 4C. Gene Ontology annotation, cellular component: plasma membrane; postsynaptic density membrane; glutamatergic synapse. The record is from RefSeq and is a predicted model, not a curated record. Gene Ontology annotation, molecular function: cell-cell adhesion mediator activity. Gene Ontology annotation, biological process: regulation of axonogenesis; synaptic membrane adhesion; modulation of chemical synaptic transmission. Bases 2135 to 4057 code for a protein of 640 amino acids. The transcript is spliced from 3 exons. Lineage: Eukaryota; Metazoa; Chordata; Mammalia; Pholidota; Manidae.
GGUGCCACACUGCACAGGCACCAAUCCCCUCUUCCCCGACUUCAAGUGUUAAUGCAAUUGACCAAUCAGUGCUAAGAUGAUGGGAGGUAAUUGGGUAAUUGUAUUUUACUGAUCGCAAGCAGGGAAAGGGAAAGGAAAAGAGGUAGGAAAGAGGGGAAGAGGGGGGAAGAGGACUGUAGUCCGGAGGAGAUUUUGGCAACUAGGACCCAACACAUCGGGACGUGGCACUGGCCGAAAGAAAUCCUUAGGCUAGCAGGAGCUGCCGCCGGCACAGGGAGCGCAUUUAUUUAUUUGGGGGGAAAAGAGGGGAGAGGAGCAGGAGUGGGAGGAAGAGUUCAAGCAGAAGUGGAUGGAAGGGGACCGGGAUUUCUGCAGCGCAGGGAGCCACGAACCAGGGCGACGGCGCUAAGGACGUCGCCGAGCAGCUGCGCUCCCGAGAACGCGUCUCCUCCGAGGACCGGCGGGCGACGGGAAGGUCUGCGCGAAGAGGAACCAACUUGUGGCUCCAAAAUGUACCCGACGCAGCUGGAAAUGAUAUCAAAGCUGCAGUUUCGUUCGAGAAGGAUGAGAGGAGACAGCAAUUAGGGAUUUUUUUUAAACGUCCUUCGCUCCUUGUUCUAUUUUUUUUCUCCCCCAUUUUAUUACGAUUUUUAAAUUUGCCUUGACACCCCGUGGGUCCCCUCAUUUCGCCCUCCCUGUUUGAAAUAAAAACCCCGUUUUAACUUCUCUCUCUGAGGCGCGUCUGGAUCCGCUCCCGGCUGAUGGAGGAGAAGAGGACCCUGAGGCUGGCAGGGGCCACCAGCGAAGGAUCGCGUCACGCGUCUCUCCCGUGAUCCCGGGCCUGACCGCGGAGUUCGGCAACACCUGGAGGAUCCGGACCGGGUGCCCGGGGUGGGGGCGGGGACAGAAGAAGCAAAAGCCACCCGAGCCUUUAAAAAAAAAAAAAAGCGGGGGGAGGAAUGGGUUUCUUCUUGACAGCUGACGGAGCCUUGAAAUUUUCUUCCACUACCCCCGCCCCCGCCCCCCGCACUCCAUUUAACGUGAGAUUAUGAAAUUGCAGAGGCGGUGGAUGGUAGGAGACAGGAUAUAACGGGGAGUUUGGAGGGAGAGGGGAAGGUGGCUGGCCGGGUGGCUGUGACUGAACCAAAAUUCCAGUUGCGCACUGGGCUGUGAUGAGAAAUCUAAUCAGAUCUUUGGAGAACGGGCCGGCCAGAAUGGCGAGUGGGGGGAGCUGAUCCCCGAAUUGUUCGAAGGGGGUGGCUGGGGAGAGGAAUCGGCAACGUGAGAGGAGACUUUUUUGGUGACGGUGGCGGUUGGGUGCCUUGCGAAAAUGAAGGAUGCGGGACGCAGCUCUCCCUCGGAACCGAACGCAGUGGAUAAACUGAUUGUGCAAGAGGGAAGGAAGUACGAAGCUUUUUCUUGUGAAACCUGGAUCUUAACACAAAUGUGUAUAUGGGCACACAGGGAGCGUUGAAAAAUGAAAUACACCAGUGUCAGACCCGCCAGGGUUGGUGUGUUCUGACAUAAAUAAUACUAAAACAGCUGCUCCGCCUCCCCAAAAGGAUGGUUGGAAGUGGAGAACCGAGGAUCCACAAAGAAAAAGUAUGCUCAUUUUUUUCUGUAAAGGAGAAAGUAAGCCAAGGAGAUAUUUUUGGAAUUGAAAGUUUGGGGCUUUUUUAGGAAAGUAAAGACUUGGUAUGGUGGUGAUUUCCUUUCUUUUUGAAUUUCCCACAAGAGGAGAGGGAAUUAAUAAUACAUCUGCAAAGAAAUUUCAGAGAAGAAAGUUGACCGCGGCAGAACGAAGCAUUGAUUAGGGGAGAGAAACCAGUAAAGCACAGUUGGAUUUGUGCCUAUGUUGACUAAAAUUGACGGAUAAUUGCAGUUGGAUUUUUCUUCAUCAGCCUCUUUUCUCUCCCUCCCCCUCUCCCUUUUUUUUUUUUUUCUGGUGUCAAGAUCCUGCAUUUUCGCUUGUACUUAACCACCUGGAUUUCCAUCUGGAUGUUGCUGUGAUCAGUCUGAAAUACAUCUAGAGAGAGCCUUCAUGUUACCAGCUUGACACCAGAGAUGACUCUCCUUGGGAUUCACUUUUCUUACAAUUUGAACUCCAAAAGGACCAACACCAGAUAAAUUAUGCAUGUUGAACAAGAUGACCUUACACCCACAGCAGAUAAUGAUAGGUCCUAGGGUUAACAGGGCCCUAUUUGACCCCCUGCUUGUGGUGCUGCUGGCUCUUCAACUUCUUGUGGUGGCUGGUCUGGUGCGGGCUCAAACCUGCCCUUCCGUCUGCUCCUGCAGCAACCAGUUCAGCAAGGUGAUUUGUGUUCGGAAAAAUCUACGUGAGGUUCCAGAUGGCAUCUCCACCAACACUCGGCUGCUGAACCUCCAUGAGAACCAAAUCCAGAUCAUCAAAGUGAACAGCUUCAAGCACUUGAGGCACCUGGAAAUUCUACAGUUGAGUAGGAAUCAUAUUAGAACCAUUGAAAUCGGGGCCUUCAAUGGUCUGGCGAACCUCAACACAUUGGAACUCUUUGACAAUCGUCUUACUACCAUCCCAAAUGGAGCUUUUGUAUAUUUGUCUAAACUGAAGGAGCUCUGGUUGCGAAACAACCCCAUCGAAAGUAUCCCCUCUUAUGCUUUUAACAGAAUCCCUUCUUUGCGACGACUAGACUUGGGGGAAUUAAAAAGGCUUUCAUACAUCUCAGAAGGUGCCUUUGAAGGUCUCUCCAACUUGAGGUAUUUGAACCUUGCCAUGUGCAACCUCCGGGAAAUCCCUAACCUCACACCUCUCAUAAAACUAGAUGAGCUGGAUCUUUCUGGGAAUCAUUUGUCUGCUAUCAGGCCUGGCUCUUUCCAGGGACUGAUGCAUCUUCAAAAACUGUGGAUGAUACAGUCCCAGAUUCAAGUGAUUGAACGGAAUGCCUUUGAUAACCUUCAGUCACUAGUGGAGAUAAACCUGGCACACAACAAUCUAACAUUACUGCCUCAUGACCUCUUCACACCCUUGCAUCAUCUAGAGCGGAUACACUUACAUCACAACCCGUGGAACUGUAACUGUGACAUACUGUGGCUCAGCUGGUGGAUAAAGGAUAUGGCCCCCUCCAACACAGCUUGUUGUGCCCGGUGUAACACUCCUCCCAAUCUGAAAGGGAGGUACAUUGGGGAGCUUGACCAGAAUUAUUUCACAUGCUAUGCUCCCGUGAUUGUGGAGCCCCCAGCAGACCUCAAUGUCACUGAAGGCAUGGCAGCUGAGCUGAAAUGUCGGGCCUCCACGUCCCUGACCUCUGUAUCUUGGAUUACUCCGAACGGAACAGUCAUGACACAUGGGGCAUACAAAGUGCGGAUAGCUGUGCUCAGCGACGGCACGUUAAAUUUCACGAAUGUAACCGUGCAAGAUACAGGCAUGUACACGUGCAUGGUGAGUAAUUCUGUUGGAAAUACCACUGCUUCAGCCACCUUGAAUGUUACUGCAGCAACCACUACUCCCUUCUCUUACUUUUCAACCGUCACGGUAGAGACUAUGGAACCUUCUCAGGAUGAGGCACGGACCACAGAUAACAAUGUGGGCCCCACUCCAGUGAUUGACUGGGAGACCACCAAUGUGACCACCUCGCUUACGCCACAGAGCACAAGGUCAACAGAAAAAACGUUCACCAUCCCAGUGACUGAUAUAAACAGUGGGAUUCCAGGAAUUGAUGAGGUCAUGAAGACUACAAAAAUCAUCAUUGGCUGUUUUGUGGCCAUCACACUCAUGGCUGCAGUGAUGCUGGUCAUUUUCUACAAGAUGAGGAAACAGCACCAUCGGCAAAACCAUCACGCCCCAACAAGGACUGUUGAAAUCAUAAAUGUGGAUGAUGAGAUCACAGGAGAUACACCUAUGGAAAGCCACCUGCCCAUGCCUGCUAUCGAGCAUGAGCAUCUAAAUCACUAUAACUCUUACAAAUCUCCCUUCAACCACACAACAACAGUUAACACAAUAAAUUCAAUACACAGUUCAGUGCAUGAACCGUUAUUGAUCCGAAUGAACUCUAAAGACAAUGUACAAGAGACUCAAAUCUAAAACAUUUACAGAGUUACAGAAAACAAACAAUAAAAAAAAGACAGUUUAUUAAAAAUGACACAAAUGACUGGGCUAAAUCCACUGUUUCAAAAAAGUGUCUUUACAAAAAAAAAAACAAAAAAGAAAAGAAAUUUAUUUAUUAAAAAUUCUAUUGUGAUCUAAAGCAGACAAAAUUAUGUGUAUUCCUCAGAACCUGUUUUUGCUGCACUUAUUUACUAUUUUCCCACAUCUCAUCCCUCCCUUUCCUGGUUGCCAUAUUUUUCAUAGGUCUCAAUUCCUUAAAGAACUGGUCUAGGAAAUUUUGUAAGAAUUCUGUUACACUUUGAGAUUUUUAUGGUGAAUUCUAGUGGUGACAUCCAGUCUAUCUUGUAUUUCUUUCUUUCCUUUUUUCUUCUCUUUUUUCCCCCUCAUGACCUUAUGAAGUAGCCCAAUGGGGAAUGCAAUAUUAGAAAUAGAUUUUUAAAAGAGAACAAGGAAAAAAAAUGCAAGAUCUUAUAUUUUUCAUGUAAAUGACCUGUUCUGUAUUUAUGAGGAGGAUCAAUGGAAAAGAAAAAAAUAGUAAACAAACAACAGAUUAAUUUACAUAUGAGGUUCUAUGAAACCCAUGACCUUUUAAACAACUCUAGAACCAGAAUUUGUAGUUCAAAACCUAAAAAUAAGAUUAUAAAUAAAAUAUUGUUGGUUUUUCUGUA